CAACGAACAACAAAAUGCUCGCUACUCGUUCUGCUGCCUUCGCCUCGGUCGCUGGCCGGCGGACUCUUGUCACUCGCGCUAUGGCAACCAAGCUGGACUCAAUUAGGGAGACGGUUGCCAAGAACAAGGUGGUCGUGUACAGCAAGACUCACUGCCCCUACUGCAUGAAGGCCAAGAGCUCCAUCAACCAGUUCCUGCAGCCCAGCCAGUACACCGUCAUCGAGCUGGACGGCCGUGCCGACAUGGACGAGAUGCAGGACGCCCUGCGCGAGCUGACGGGGGCCCGCUCCGUGCCCCGCGUGUUCGUGGGCGGGAAGUUCCUGGGCGGUGGCGAUGACACCGCCGCCGCCGCCGCCAACGGCACCCUGAAGAAGCUGCUGCAGGAGGCCGGUGCUCUGUAAAUGGCAGACCGGGAGCUUGACGGGCGGCAGGCCGGCCCAGUUUACUUAUUUAACGCAGGUUGCGGGGCAGAUGAAACCGUUCAGGCGCUUGAAUGCGGCUGCGGCAGGCUUUGUACGCCACCCCUGAGAGUCUGGAGCAGGUGCCAGGUGGAGACCAUGUUGGUGAUAUGAGGAUCCUUGCGGACAGCAGCCAGAAGAGCUGCCGUGGCUUAGUAUGCGAGCGUUCGUUGUUGAGUAUUGAAGGACGGACUAAGCGCAGGGCGGUACCCAAGGUGGAGCGCGAAGGCUGAUAUGGAGGGCGAUGGGCGGGCAUGACUGCAACUUGUUGGGGGUACAAUUUUGCGCCUCGUGUUGUAUGUGACAUCAGUAUUGCUGGCGCCGCCCCAGCAGGCCCAGUGUAAGCAGUUGUGUGAAAAGCGCGUGCCGUCGGCAGGUCGGGGGCCAGGAGGGUGAGCGAGGGCGUGCCUGUGCAAUGCGGCUGGCAUCA
Chlamydomonas reinhardtii is the source of this 888-nucleotide messenger RNA. RefSeq lists its product as uncharacterized. The record is from RefSeq and is a predicted model, not a curated record. Gene Ontology annotation, biological process: cellular response to oxidative stress. The transcript is spliced from 4 exons. Gene Ontology annotation, cellular component: cytoplasm. Lineage: Eukaryota; Viridiplantae; Chlorophyta; Chlorophyceae; Chlamydomonadales; Chlamydomonadaceae. The coding region runs from base 81 to 401 and encodes 106 amino acids. Gene Ontology annotation, molecular function: glutathione disulfide oxidoreductase activity.